Molecule: messenger RNA, 4974 nt
Organism: Aethalodelphis obliquidens (Pacific white-sided dolphin)
Lineage: Eukaryota; Metazoa; Chordata; Mammalia; Artiodactyla; Delphinidae
Gene: CRACD
Product: capping protein inhibiting regulator of actin dynamics
Exons: 9
Coding region: 1-3783 (1260 amino acids)
Biological process (GO): maintenance of gastrointestinal epithelium; negative regulation of barbed-end actin filament capping
Source: RefSeq, a predicted model, not a curated record
AUGGGGGAGCAGAAAGUGAGCAGACAGUUCAAGCAAUGUCACAGGACAACAUCCUGGGCAAAGUCAAAACUCUUCAGUCGACUAAGCAGUAUGUUCCUGCGACAGUUGGGUAAGAACAUCAAGUUUGGGCAGCCACCACCCAAUGCCAUUCCCAUGAAGAAGGCAGACAGUGGCGAGGCUCGCUUGGAAGAGGAUCCGGUCCUGACCAGUCCCAUGGAAAUUGUGACUCAGCAGGACGUCAUCCUCUCAGACACCGAGAACAAAUCCAGUGAGACGCCAAGUUCUCCGGGUCCUCUGAAUCUGCCUGGAGCCGGAAGUGAGAUGGAAGAGAAGGCUGCUCCAGUUAAAACGUCUCGGCCAAAAAGGCACUUCUCCUCUGCCGGCACCAUCGAAAGUGUCAACCUAGAUGCCAUCCCCCUGGCCAUCGCCCGCCUGGACAACAGUGCCGCCAAGCACAAACUGUCCAUUAAGCCAAAAAACCAGAGGGUGUCAAGGAAGCACAGGCGACUUGUCGGGGAUCGACAGAACGAGCAAGGUGGCUUCCCGCAUCAGCUGUCCCUAGACCAGAAUGGGCACCCUGGAGAAGACAAGCCAAUCUGGCAUGAAGAGGAGCCAGAGGCGCUGGACUCGGAGGAAGAGAAGCGACGCCAAGAAGAAUACUGGCAAGAACUUGAGGCCAAGUGCAAACGGCAAAAGGCCGAAGCGGCAGAGAGGCGACGCCUGGAAGAGCAGAGGCUCCAGGCCCUGGAGAGGAGGCUUUGGGAGGAGAAAAGAAGGCAGGAGGAGCUCUUGGAGGAGGAAGGGGAGGAAGAGGAGGAAGGAGUCCAGCUAGAGGCAGCAAAGAGGCAGCGUGAAGAGGAGGCGCAGAGUCCGGAAGAGCCAGGCUGCCGAGGCCCAGCUCGGAGGGAGCAAGACGAAGAAGGGCGCCUGGGAGCCGAGGAGCCAGGUCGCCUGCAGGAAGAGGCGCGGCGCCUGGAGAGACGCGCGCAGCAGGAGGAGCUGGAGGCGCGGAGCCGGCAGGAGGCCGAGAAGCUGCGGCGGGAAGAGGAGGAGAGAGCGUUGGAGGAACUAAGAAGGCUGGAGGAGCAGGGGCAGCGGGCGGCCGAGAAGCAGCGGCGGGAAGAGGACGAGAGGCGGCAGGAGCUGGAGGCGCGGAGGCGGCGGGAGGAGGAGGCGGAGGAGGCGGCGGAGGAAAAACGGCUGCAGGAGCUCAGAAGGCAGGAAGAGCUGGAGGCGCAGAGACGGCAGGAGGACGCGGAGGCGAAGAGGAGGCAGGAAGCGGAAGAGAAACUUCAGGAAGCACCAAGAGUGGAAGAGGAGAAUCAGGCGCUGCUGGACCACAAACGGGGCUUGAGGAGCCCGCUUCAGAGCGACACUGCAGAGAAAGCAGAACAAGAACAUCUGACACCCGAGAAGCCAAGAGAAAACUCUGAGGAGCCGAGUGUUUGGGUGAAGCAGAGCCCAGAGGCCACCGAGCCAUCAGGCGAGCAGGCCGGAAAGCAGGGGGAUGUUCCCGGGGAUCAACCUUGUGGAUGGCGGGAAAAGAGGGAAGAAACCAACGCAGAGCUGCCCCAGAAACAAGAGGCCCAGGUGGAAGAGGCGUUGGCUCCAGGAGAGAAGAAAGAAGCUGCCGCUCCAGAAACAGACAGAAGGGUGGAGGAGCUCAGAUGGCAGGAGGUAGAUGAGAGGCAGACCAUGCCCAGACCCUACACUUUCCAGGUGUCAUCCGGAGGGAAACAAAUUCUCUUCCCCAAAGUCAAUCUGAGCCCCGUGAAGCCCAUGAAAGAUGAGGGGCUCGCCUCUGGUCCCCAAGAGCCAAAGGCCCCCAAAGCCAGCCCGGCCUCCCACGCCUUGCCCUCGUCCCUGAGCAUCCCACACACGGCCAUUCUGGUCACGGGAGCCCAGCUCUGCGGCCCGGCCGUCAACCUGAGCCAGAUCAAGGACACGGCGUGCAAGUCUCUCCUGGGCUUGUCAGAAGAAAAGAAGCACGUGGAUGUCCCCGCCCUGGAGAACCCACCCCGAGCCCCAGGCGAGCCCCGGGCAGGCAGUGGGAAGACCAGGCCCUCCCAGGAGUCUCCGAGCAGCGCGGCCGCGCUCGCUGAAUGGGCUUCCAUUCGGUCCAGAAUCCUGAGGAACGCAGAGGGUGACCAGCGCGGCGAGAGACACCAGUCUCGGCCGGGUGAUGAGCACACGCCCAGGGGCCGAUGUGAUUCCCGCGGGAACCUCCGGAGGACCCCGCCGGUAAAUGCAAAGUUCUCCAUUAAGCCUGCCUGGCAGAAAUUCUCUGAUGGGGGCGGGGAGAUCUCCAAACAGAACACGGAAGCGGAAAGCGUUAGAAAAAGAUCCCAGCCGGGUCCCAGCGAAGAGGCCCGGCCCCAGCUCCCUGCUGCUGAUACUAAAGAGCCCGUGAAGGGUGCAGAGAAACCGGGGGCACACCAGGAGCCAACGGACACCACGGAGGGGUGCAAAUUUGCCAAAGACCUUCCAUCUUUCCUUGUUCCAAGCCUUCCUUACCCUCCACAGAAAGCAGUGGCUCAAGCAGAACCCGUGGUCACUUCGGACAGCGAGACCACAGGUGGAGCAGGAAAGCCGGAGCCCGUGAUGCCAGGUGGGGAGGAUAAAGCUUCCCCUUUUGGAAUAAAAUUGAGAAGGACCAACUACUCCUUGCGCUUCCACUGCGACCAACAAACAGAACAAAAGAAGAAGAAAAGGCACAGCAGCACGGGGGACAGUAUCAAUGGGGCGCCGUCAAUUCCGGGGAGCACAGCUGGAGAGAGAGAGACAGAGGCUGCGGCCCUCAAGCAUGGCCCGUCCCUCCCCACCGAGAGGAAGCAAGCCCCGGCCCCCUGGAAGGACUCUGCUGAAAGCCCUCCCAGCCACUCUCCUCUUGCAGCCCAGCCUGGGUCCCCGGCUCCAGAGCAGGACAGGGCAGCAAACAGAACGCCCUUGGCCCAGAAGCCAGCCCUGGCUCCCAAGCCCGCGGGCCAGACUCCGCCGUCCUCCCCGAUCUCCAAGCUGAGCAGGCCCUACUUGGUGGAGCUGUUGGCUCGCCGGGCCGGGAAGCCUGACCCGGAGCCCGGCGAGCCAUGCAAGGAGGGCCGGGACAACGGGGGCCCCCGGACGCCCUCACCCCCGCCGACUGAGGAGAGGAAGGACCAGAAGCGGGAUGAGGAGGAAGAGGUGGAAACAGAGAGGAAGCCAGCUUCCCCGGCGCCGUCUGCCGCCCGGCAGGAAAAGCCUUCCGCGACACCCGAGGCGGGGAGGAAAGAAAAGCCGACGCUUCAGAGCAGACACUCUUUAGACAGCUCCAAACUUGUGGAGAAAGUUGAAACCGCGCAGCCACUGUGGAUAACGUUGGCACUGCAAAAGCAGAAGGGGUUUCGGGAGCAGCAAGCGACUCGAGAGGAGAGGAAGCAAGCCAGGGAGGCCAAACAGGCCGAAAAGCUCUCCAAAGAAAACGUCAGUGUCAGCCCGCAGCCUGGAAGCAGCAGUGUCAGCAGAGCUGGUUCCCUGCACAAGUCCACCGCUCAGCCAGAAGAGAAGAAGCCAGAGACAGCAGCGUCCAGGCUCGAGCGCCGAGAACAGCUGAAAAAGGCCAACACUCUUCCUACAUCUGUGACAGUGGAGAUCUCUGAUUCGGCUCCCCCAGCACCACUGGUGAAAGAAGUCACAAAGAGAUUCUCUACCCCAGACGCUGCCCCCGUGUCAACAGAACCAGCCUGGCUGGCUUUGGCCAAAAGGAAAGCCAAGGCCUGGAGCGACUGUCCACAGAUUAUUAAGUAAAGAGUGACUCUUAUCCAUUCCUACUGCCAGUUAUUGGCUCUUCUCUUGCCCUUUUUUUUAAUUUAUUUUUUAUAUGAGGUAAAGACAGAAACGAAGCUAGGGAAAAGCAGCAUGUUUUAUAGGCUCUAAAAUAAUGUUCAGAAACUGAACUGGUGGUGUUCCUUGUAAAGAGUGUAUUUGCACAGCCCUAGGUCCUGGUGCCUUGAGGUCCUCCUAAUUCUAAAGAGAAAAUUCCGUCCUAGGGACCACAUGAAGCAAAAUCUCCAGACUGAGAACUUCCCACGAGCGCCUGCCACACCCAUUCCAUGGCCCUUCCACACACGUACACCCACACACCACUCAGAACAUGUACUUUUGCCAAUCUUUGUAAUAGUUUUCUCGAUUCUGUACUCCUGUUUCUUUGUUCCAAACCAUUUACCAUGUGCUUGGGGAUUUCUACCCUUUUCUAUAGUAAUAGUGAAAGGAUCUUAUAUAAACAAGAGUGCCCAUUCGCCUGAAUGCAGUGAGUAACUGGGAAUUGCAAGUAGAAGUCUGGCUCCCAACUCUUUGCCCAUGUCUGCUUCUCAUGAUUUUGCCCCAACAGGAAACUGUAACACAGACAGCGAGUCCAUUGACUCUUCUACCGCACUGUUGAGCUACGGGCCCCGUUAUACCACAACUCUCCUCAAGGACACGUUAACCAUUUGGCCCAGCUGGCUCCUAGGGAACAUUUUUAUUUAAAAUGAUUAAAAAAAAAAAAAAAAAGAAGCUACAAAUUCUCUGUCUCUGAGAAUCCCCAUCUAGUGCAGUUGUUCUUAAGAAGUUCAGGCUCCCUCCCAGACCUACUCAAUCAUCAGAGAUCCUGUGAGGAUGGGGCCAGAUGUGUAUAUUCUGGUAAAAACUCUUCAGAUACUUCCGGUAUAUCACAGAGGUUGAGAAGUGUGGGACACACUGCUUCUAGUGUAAUCUAGAUUUUAAAACUCUGAACGGGAGGCUCAUUUCACCCAAAGCAGCAAAAGUGAGACAGGAAAAAUAAUAAAACAACCCCCCCAAACCAGCCAUUUAUUACAGGGUAUAAGAGUCUUAUUGACAUUACAUGUCUCUGAAAAUCUUUUAAAUCUUUAGGGAAAGUUAACAGUAAGACAAGAUUUGAAGUCUUUGUACUAAAGGACUUCCUGUGGGAAGUUUCUUUCUUUACCAUAAUCAAGUAAU